Molecule: messenger RNA, 3694 nt
Organism: Paramuricea clavata
Lineage: Eukaryota; Metazoa; Cnidaria; Anthozoa; Malacalcyonacea; Plexauridae
Source: the annotation of a GenBank genome assembly
GUAAAAACACCAUCUAGAAUAAUGAGAAUGACAACUCUGUGGUGCUAAUAAUUUUGGCCACAACAAGUCCAAUGCACAGGUAAUCCAGCCAGCAAAAGAAAGGGUCCAAUUUGACUGGAACUACUGCUACCAUUAAAGGGCCAUUAAUUAACCAAUCAGAUGCAUUUGAUUUUUCUGAUCAACCUGGUAGCAGUACUUAGUAGACGUAAAAUCUCAACCUCUCUAGUAUUAUUAAAGAGAGGAAUGACUGGGACCAUAGACUAGGUAUGUAUAAAAGGUCAUAAAAGUCGGACGAGAUCGUAUUAAUUUAAGGCACAUAUAAAAGUUGGACGAGACCGGUAGUAAGACCGGACCAGACCCCAACUCUGAAUCAAACCCUGGGCAGGUAUAAAAGUCGUACCGGAUUACCAUUCCAGUUCUAGGGUUAGGGGAUAGAGUCCAGUCUGGUUCCAGUCCAACUAGUGAUCCAACUUUUAUACCUGCCUCGAAGGUUUUACCCACAUUCAAAAUUUAACCAUAGAAUUGUAGGAUCACUGAACCAUGGUAGUAUAGAAUCAUGUGAAUCGUGAAACCAUAGAACCAAGGUACCGCAGAACUGCGCAACCAAUCCACAAACCUUGGCUCCACGCUGUUUGGCUUUUGUGACCAACCUUUUGCACGACUCAAUAUUCUUCUCCACAUCACUACCUGACGUCAUUUGGCAUACACCCACCAGCAAUUCACUCAUACUCGAUACCGAAUGAACCAAUCUAGCUCGUUGCUGGAAUAUAUAUGCAGGUAAGCCAAAUGUAUUUUUUGUUGCAAAUAAAUUAAUUAGAGGCCUCAUUAGAAUUCUCACUCAAAUCUGAAGAGGUUACAAAACACAUCAUUCCACUUUAAGUAUGAGAAACUCGUUCUCAGUCCCUUCCACAGAAUAAAUGCAGGCUCAGAAACCUAAGUGACUCGCGAAAAUUUUGUUAUAAAAUUCAUAAAUUCACGCAUUUAUACAUAAUAUAAAGGUAAUUUUGAUAAUAUUUUAAGUAGUUCUAGUCUUUAAAAAUUUAGACAAAAUGUUGAAAGAACGUUUAAUCGUUUAUUCGUAAAAAAUUUUCACAGAUAAAAAUUUUGCAUUUUCGAAAGUGGUCAGCGAAGAACGUGGUGUUGUGCAAAUUAUAGUGUUUUACACGUGGAAUUCAACAUGGCUGCUGGUGGGAGUAUAAAUCAUCCAAAAUCCAUCCGUGUAAGUUAUUUAGAGAGGUUUAUUUGUUGUUGUCAUAUGCUAUAAUUGAGAAUGCGUGUAUUCUAAAUUUCUGGUGAUGUUUCUGAAGCGUCACGGUAGAAUAUUCUAUACUAUAUCUCAUAUUUGUCCAUUGUCGUGACCAUUGAUUUAAUGAUUUUCACCCAAUCAUGUUUAUAUCAGUUAUUUAAUACCAAAACCACAGAUGCUUCCUCUCACCCGAAAAAAAGUGUCAUGUUUUUAAGCAGACUACUACUCCAUUUGGCUACAUGUUUUCAUUAUUCGACGCUUGCCGCUAAGGGGCCACGUCCAUAUUCAUGUUGCCACGCAUAACGUCGAAUCGAUUUUUUUGACAGAUUUUUUCGUGUCAAAUACCAGUCAAUAUGUGUUCGCGAAUGCAACAUUUUUCUGUGAGACAAAUAGUUCAGUAUGAAAAUAAUAAUAAAACAUAUCCUAUAAAACUUCUCAUAUUUUAUAAUAAAGAUCCUACAUCCCAUAUUUUAUAAGAGCCACUUUACCAUUUUGAUUUUUAGCUCUUUUAGCGGUCAAAAUAUGACAGGGUAACAAUCGACGUUAUCUGACGUGUGUGGGUGGGUACUGGUGAUAACGUUGAUUCGACGUUAUGCGUGGCAACAUGAAUAUGGACGUGGCCCCUAAGGGAGAGGGGGUUGCGACCUUAAUGGCCAACUCGCCGUUAAGCAUUGAUGAUGAAACCUAUUUGUCGAUGGCCCCUAACCUUGGUUACUAUGUAACCUCAUAAACAUUCAGGAAUGCGACUACAUUCCUACGUCUAUUACUGUCAAAAUGGGAAACUAUUUUUAGCUAUUAUAAUUCCUCACAGACCAAUCAGACACACACUUAGGAAUGUGAGCGCAUUACACAAGAAGAACGGCCCAUGGUUUUGGCAAUAUAUGCAGGUCCAAACGGUCAAAACAUUAAUUUGGUUGAUUUCCAGGAAAAGUCAAAGAGAAAGGUGAAGAAAAAGGUGAAGAAAAAGAGGUUAAAUGUGGAUCCACUCACAACUUCUCACAUCAUCAAGAAAACAAGGUAUUCAUGGUAUUUUUGAAUAGGUCUUCAAAAAACCGGGUUUUUUUUUCUGGUUUAUCAAUUAACUGCCUCACCCUAAGCCAUCAGAUUGAGGUAAAGAAAAUGUAACUUUGCAGAACAAAUCCAAAUGCAAAUAUAACUCUCUCUGGAAAGAAGAGAAGACUUCUCUUAAAACAACUCAAGCGGGAAGAACAGGACAAGAAAAAAAUGGACGGUAUGUAAUCUCAUUCCUUUCAACUUAAAUGUCUUGCAAUAUAAUAUUCAUUCAAUGUCACGAAAGAAGAUUUUUGUCUAAAAUUUUUUAUGCAGUGGAAAUUAUUGAAAAAUCCAAACCAGAAACAGCAAAGAAGGGGAAGGAUAAGGACUCAGUGGAGAAAAUGGACAUGACAUAAUGUCCGGAAUCUCCGACAUAUGAAGAGCUGACAAAAAGAUAGCAAUCAUGCACAUGUUUUUUAAGGAGAUUUUUAAUAGAGGGAAGUGGAACAAUGAAUAGACCUUAUGCAUAAUGACUUCACAAAGCUUGAUACCUGUGAGGAAUGCUGGUCUUAAUAGUCACUGACUGGGAAAAUUUUCAUAGUGGCCAUUUUGAAUUGUUUAAUUUUCCCAGGCGAUGACUACUAAAACCAGCAUUCAUCGCGGGCAUCAAGCCUUAUGACAUCAUUAUGCAUAAGGUCUAUUUGAAAAUGAAUAAUGACAGGCCUGCCUUGGAAUAUCAGUCCGUCAUGGAUAUUGUCCAACCCAUUUGUGAAAUUGUCCGACCUAGAGGGGAAACCACUGGACAUUCUGUCCGACCUAAGAUGUGAAAUUGAGGUUUAUUGUUUGUCUGACCCAAGGCAUAACGAACAUUUUGUCAGACGAUUCACUGACUGAUAUUUUAAGGCCCGAUGAUGAAUAUUAUAAAUCAAGAAUAAAUUCAUGAGUAUCAGAUUUAUGAUGGGAAAAGAAGUAAAGAAUAUGAAUUAGAAACGAAAACGAAAGAAAUAACGCGAGACCUCCACACUCGCAGACUAGAGAAAUUUGUUGUCGAUGACAGUUCGUUUUUGACACCUUUUAUUUUUUGAUUAUCGGUAACUAUUUUGCUAGUCUGUGGAGGGCUUUAUCGUAUUAUGAUUGCGUACCGUUACAUUUAUUUAAUCUUCUUAAUCGUCAUUUAUGAAUGAAUUAUAAAUAUACUUUAGACAUUGUUUCGUAAAAACUUGAUAAUUUUUGCUUGCGGGUGCAAUGUAGUUUUGUAAAUUUAUUAUAUAAAAUUGCACUCAGUAAUUCUGUCAGAGUAUCUCUGGUUUAUUCUUCAGUUUUUUAAUCACAUAUUCUGGCAUACAAAAUACAGGAUUCACUUCCUUUACAUCACUGCCAUAAUCCAACAAAGAUAGACCUGCUAUUCCAAAUAAUGUAUGAAAUGGAUCAGCCUGAAAAAAUAGUACAAUUGUG